CAUUUCUCUCCCCUUGCUUCAUAUCCCUCCUCCUCAUCACAAACUCUUCUCCUUUCUUCAUCUUCUUGUUUAAAGUAAUGGCAAGACUCAGUAGCUUUCUCCUUGUUAUUUCUCUCCUUUGCUUUCUCCCUCUCUGUCUCUGUCACAAGAGCUAUGGAGGCAAACUCUCCCCAGGUUAUUAUGCACAUACAUGCCCUCAAGCUGGGGAGAUAGUGAGAUCAGUUGUAGCUAAAGCUGUUGCUAGAGAGACUCGUAUGGCUGCUUCCUUGAUCAGACUUCAUUUCCACGACUGCUUUGUUCAGGGUUGUGAUGGCUCUUUGCUUCUAGACAGCAGAGGGAGGAUAACGAGUGAGAAAAACUCAAACCCUAACAGAAAAUCAGCUCGUGGAUUUGAUGUUGUCGACCAGAUCAAAGCUCAACUUGAGAAAGAAUGUCCUGGAACUGUCUCUUGCGCUGAUGCUCUCACCCUAGCCGCUAGAGACUCCUCUGUUCUUACUGGUGGACCAAGCUGGAUGGUUCCAUUGGGAAGAAGAGAUUCAAGAAGUGCAAGCUUGAGUGGUUCGAACAACAACAUCCCUGCACCAAACAACACUUUCCAGACAAUUCUCACAAAGUUUAAACGUCAAGGACUUGAUGUCACUGACCUUGUUGCUCUCUCCGGGAGUCACACCAUUGGAUUCUCGAGAUGCACGAGUUUCAGACAGAGGCUAUACAACCAGUCUGGAAACGGUCGUCCAGACAUGACACUGGAACAAUCCUUCGCUGCUAACUUGCGCCAAAGGUGUCCAAGAUCCGGAGGAGACCAGAUUCUCUCGGUGCUGGACAAGGUCAGCCCGGCGAAGUUCGACAACAGCUACUUCAAGAACUUGAUGGAGAACAUGGGUUUGUUGAACUCGGACCAGGUUCUGUUCAGCAGCAACGAUAAGUCUAGAGAGCUUGUAAAGAAGUACGCAGAGGAUCAAGGAGAGUUUUUCAAGCAGUUUGCGGAGUCCAUGAUCAAGAUGGGAAACAUCUCUCCGUUGACGGGUUCGAGUGGGGAAAUCAGGAAGAGCUGCAGGAAGAUUAACUCUUGAAUGCGUGAUAUGAGGAAAUUGAAAUAAAUAAAAACAUUUUAUGGGGAAAGAAAUGUAUGAAUAACAUUUUGCUUUAAUUUGUUUGGGAUAUGUUGUAUUUUUAUUCUAUUUGCAAUUUGAAGUUUUAUGUUGUGUUAUUUCUGCUUUGUGUUAAAAUAAGAAUGAAAUGUAUUAUUUUAACAUUGA
This is a messenger RNA of Brassica napus (rape), 1259 nucleotides long. Its product is annotated as peroxidase 49. Bases 78 to 1073 code for a protein of 331 amino acids. NCBI's taxonomy places the organism in Eukaryota, Viridiplantae, Streptophyta, Magnoliopsida, Brassicales, Brassicaceae. Gene Ontology annotation, biological process: hydrogen peroxide catabolic process; response to oxidative stress. Gene Ontology annotation, molecular function: peroxidase activity; heme binding. The record is from RefSeq and is a predicted model, not a curated record. The transcript is spliced from 4 exons.